Paraglomus occultum is the source of this 204-nucleotide messenger RNA. The record is from the annotation of a GenBank genome assembly. NCBI's taxonomy places the organism in Eukaryota, Fungi, Glomeromycota, Glomeromycetes, Paraglomerales, Paraglomeraceae.
AUGGAUAUGCAUAUUUAUACGUUUGAUGACCAUGGUGUCUCUACUGAUCCUCAAGUUUUGAACGCGGCACCAUCUCAAUCUUCCCCAUCAUCCCAACAUGAAUCUAUCAACAAGAAUCGCUUUAAAGCCGGGCAUUGCGUGGUCAGCUUCUUAGAUAAUGACCUACAGUUACGUGGCCCAAAGCUGAAAAAGGGCAGCCUCUAG